AUGAAGGGGACUUAUAUAACAACAGAGGUGCGAAUGCAACAAUACCUGGAAAAGGUACGUGAAUUAGUCAGACAAUUUCAAUCGUGGAAGGCUGUUCAAAUAACCAGGGAGGAGAACGCAGAAGCAGAUGCAUUGGCCAAUCUCGCGUCUGUUAUGGAAGUAACAAAUGUAGAAAAUGCUAUUGUAAUACAUUUGUUUCAUUCAGCACUCGAUCAAGACAAGAGUGAGGAAAUCGUGUGUGACAACAGCCCGCGAUUCAUAUGCGCAAAAAUCAUAGAGUUCUUUCAGAUCUGGCCGAUUAAACGAGUUACAUCUGCGCCUCAGCAUCCCGUAGCUAGUGGACAAGCUGAGUCAACAAACAAAGUUAUUAUUAAUAUCUUGAAGAAAAGAUUAGAGGAGUCAAAGAGUAAUUGGCCAGAAGUGUUACUAGGAGUAUUAUGGGCUUAUCGAACAACACCAAAAAUAAGUACGACCGAGACUCUAUUUUCGCUCGUCUAUGGCACUGAAGCCCUAAUUCUAGUUGAAAUAGGUGAAACAAGUAUGAGACACACACAUGCUACUGAGAAAGCAAAUGAAGAAGAAAUGUGGGCGAGUUUGGAUUUAUUAGAGGAAAGGAGGGAAGCUGCGCUAAUAAGGAUGGCGGCUCAAAAGCAGAUGAAUGAACGAUAUUACAAUAGGAAAGCAAACCUGAGGUACUUCAAGAUUGGAGACUUCGUCCUCAAAAAGGUAUUUCGGUCAACAAAAAUGGCUAAUGCGGGUAAGUUAAGUCCAAAUUGGGAAGGCCCUUAUAAGGUUCGAGGCGUCGCUGGAAAAGGGGUGUAUGAGUUGGAAACCAUGGAUGUCAGCAUACUACCAUCACAUUGGAACGCUGCUCAUUUGAAGAAGUAUUAUUUCUAG
This is a messenger RNA of Nicotiana tabacum (common tobacco), 897 nucleotides long. The record is from RefSeq and is a predicted model, not a curated record. Lineage: Eukaryota; Viridiplantae; Streptophyta; Magnoliopsida; Solanales; Solanaceae.